Messenger RNA from Myxocyprinus asiaticus (Chinese sucker), 1687 nucleotides. RefSeq names its product BTB/POZ domain-containing protein 3-like. The transcript has 5 exons. Bases 162 to 1547 code for a protein of 461 amino acids. Gene Ontology annotation, cellular component: cytosol. Gene Ontology annotation, biological process: neurogenesis; dendrite morphogenesis; cerebral cortex development. The record is from RefSeq and is a predicted model, not a curated record. Lineage: Eukaryota; Metazoa; Chordata; Actinopteri; Cypriniformes; Catostomidae. Gene Ontology annotation, molecular function: protein binding.
UGUCAGGCCGACCCUCCGAUCAUGGAGGAUGUUGAUCUGUAACCAGCAGCAAACUUUCUUCACUCUCUCACUGAACCUGCUUCAUUAACCAGCCUCGGAUUCACAGGUUGCCAGAUCCUCUGCCAUGAACUCCCCCUAAACAAUUGACAUGUGUUGGUAAAAUGGCUGCUGAGCUGUUUCCUGCUAAAGAACUGCCCAUCAACACUGGCACCGCUGUACAACAGUACCAACAGCAGAACGUCAGCAACAACAACACCAUUCAAGGAUGUAACUGGCAAGGCUUGUAUCCCACAAUCAGAGAGCGGAACGCAAUCAUGUUCAACAACGAGCAGAUGGCCGAUAUUCACUUUGUGGUUGGACCUCCCGGGGGAACCCAGAGAUUGCCGGGACACAAGUAUGUGCUGGCUGUGGGAAGUUCUGUAUUUCAUGCCAUGUUCUAUGGAGAGCUGGCUGAAGAUAAAGAUGAGAUCCGGAUCCCUGAUGUGGAACCAGCUUCCUUCCUGGCCAUGCUGAAGUAUAUUUACUGUGAUGAGAUUGACCUGUGUGCAGACACCGUACUCGCCACACUUUAUGCUGCCAAAAAGUACAUCAUUCCACACUUGGCUCGUGCUUGCGUCAACUUCUUGGAGACCAGCCUGAGCGCUCGCAAUGCCUGCGUCCUGCUGUCUCAAAGCUGCCUGUUCGAAGAGCCCGAUCUCACACAGCGAUGUUGGGAGGUUAUCGACGCGCAGGCAGAACUCGCCCUCCGAUCGGAGGGAUUCUGCGACAUCGAUGUUCAGACCUUGGAGAGCAUCCUGCGGCGGGAGACACUCAAUGCCAAAGAGAUGGUAGUGUUUGAUGCGGCAUUGAGCUGGGCGGAAGCCGAGUGUAAUCGACAAGAACUACAGCCAACGAUCGAGAAUAAGCGGCUUGUUUUGGGAAAGGCCAUCUACUUGAUUCGGAUCCCGGCAAUGGCGCUAGAUGAUUUCGCCAAUGGUGUGGCGCAAUCCGGCGUGCUGACGCUCAACGAAACCAACAGUAUUUUCUUGUGGUACACAGCGGCGAAGAAACCCGAGCUCAAGUUCAUCUGUAAACCACGGAAAGGUUUAACGCCGCAAAAGUGUCACCGGUUCCAGUCUUGCGCGUAUCGUAGCAAUCAGUGGCGAUACCGUGGACGCUGUGACAGCAUCCAGUUUGCUGUGGACAAACGUGUCUUUAUUGCUGGGUUCGGGCUGUACGGUUCCAGCUGUGGUUCGGCCGAGUACCAGGCCAAGAUUGAGCUGAAACGGCAAGGCGUGCCGCUCGGCCUCGCCAUCAUCAAAUACUUCUCCGACGGUUCCAGUAACACAUUCCCCGUGUUCUUCGAGCACCCGGUGCAGAUAGAACCGGACACGUUCUACACUGCGAGCGUGGUUCUGGAUGGGAACGAGUUGAGUUAUUUUGGGCAGGAGGGGAUGACGGAGGUGCAGUGUGGAAAAGUGACCUUUCAGUUCCAGUGCUCGUCGGACAGUACCAACGGGACAGGUGUGCAGGGGGGGCAGAUCCCAGAACUCAUCUUUUAUGCCUGAGAGAGAAUAUGGAGCGUCCUGGUUGUAAACGAACAGCGUAGAUAAGAAACUGAUAUUUUUUGUUUCUUAAUAAGUGCUGCUAACAUUUUGCACAAAGGCUGCAAAAAGAGAGAAUAAUAAAGAUUAUAGUACACUGACAA